Molecule: messenger RNA, 3347 nt
Organism: Panonychus citri (citrus red mite)
Lineage: Eukaryota; Metazoa; Arthropoda; Arachnida; Trombidiformes; Tetranychidae
Product: pneumococcal serine-rich repeat protein-like
Exons: 1
Coding region: 382-2886 (834 amino acids)
Source: RefSeq, a predicted model, not a curated record
UUUGAUUCGCCUAACAAUUGGCCUCAGAAAGAGUUAUUAUCUUCUAAAUCAUCAUCAUCUGCGUCCUCGUCCUCUUCAUCUAAUUCUGAACUAAUCUUCCCUGAAUCAUCCGUCCUGAAAGAAUCAAUUAAAUCUGAUUCUUCUGCUACAACAUCUUCAGAUAGUAAGGAAACAGUAAAUCUCUCACAACAAUGGCCUAAAAAGGUGUUAGCGUCUUCUAGAUCGUCGUCGGCUGCGUCCGCAUCAUCUAAGUUAGAAGCUGAAGUUGAUAGUCAGUUUGGAAAAGCAUUGGAAGCCUCAUCAUUUGGAUCAGGUGCAUCUUCAGCCGGAGUAUUGAGUUACGAUCAACGACAAGAGUUCGCAAUUCAAGCAUUAGCUCAGAUGUUACAAAAAGAACAAUCAAAUCAAUGGAGUAAACCAAAUAACGAGCAACAAUCAACUAUUUAUUCAGCGUCUUCUGCUACAACAUCUUCAGAUAGUAAGGAAACAGUAAAUCUCUCACAACAAUGGCCUGAGAAGGAAUUAUUAUCAACUAGAUCAUCGUCGGCUGCGUCUACAUCCUCUUUGUCAGAAGCACAAGAUGACACUCAGUAUGGAAAAGCAUUCAAAGAUUCAUCCGCAUCAUCAGCUUCAGUUGAUUCUUCAGCUAAGACAUCGAAUUACGAUCAGCAACAAGAACUUGCAGCUCAAGAAUUAACUCAAAAUUUACAAAAAGAACAAUCAGCUAUUUACUCGGCUUCUUCUGCUUCAGCGUCUUCUAAAUCAGAAUCGGAUGUAAUUUUUGAUUCACCUACCAAUUGGCCACAGAAAGAAUCAUCAUCUUCUAAAUCGACGUCAUCUGCAUCCUCUUCAUCAAGUUCUGAAUUAAUCUUACCCAAAUCUUUAGUCGUGCAAGAAUCCGUUAAGACGGCUUCUUCUGCUGCAGCCUCUUCAGAUACAAAAGAAACUGUAAAUCUCUCACAACAAUGGCCUGAGAAGGAAUUAUUAUCGACUAGAUCAUCGUCAUCUGCGUCCGCAUCCGCUUCUUCAGAAGCUGAGAUAGAUACUCCAUUUGGAAAAGUAUUGAAAGACUCUUCCUCAUCAUCGGCAUCAGCUGAAUCUUCAGUUGGAGUAUUGAACUACGACCAACAAGAACUUGCAGCUCGAGCAUUAGCUCAGAAUUUACAAAAAGAACAAUCAAACCAAUGGAAUAAACCAAAUACCGACCAACAAUCCGCGAUAUAUUCGUCCUCUUCUGCAUCAGCAUCUUCGACAUCAGAAUCAGGUGUAACUUUUGAUUCACCAACCAAUUGGCCUCAAAAAGAGUUAAUAUCUUCUAAAUCGUCGUCAUCUGCAUCCGCAUCCGCUUCUUUAGAAGCUGAGAUGGAUACUCCAUUUGGAAAAGUAUUAAAAGACUCAUCUUCAUCAUCGGCAUCAGCUGCAGCUUCAGUUGGAGUAUUGAGUUACGACCAACAACAAGAACUCGCGGCUCAAGCAUUAGCUCAGAAUUUCCAAAAUAAAAUGUCCAACCAAAAUGGAAUGGGGAAUAUACCCAAUAAUCAGCAGCCAUUUACUAGUUAUUCUUCGGCAUCUUCUGCAUCAGCAUCCGCGAAAUCAGAAUCAGAUGUAACUUUUGAUUCGCCUAACAAUUGGCCUCAGAAAGAGUUAUUAUCUUCUAAAGCGUCGUCGUCAGCAGCCGCAUCCUCUUCGUCUAAAGCUGAAUCACAAUUUCCGUUUUGGAGAGAAUCAGUUUCAUUACCUGAAUCAGCUGAGAGAUUGAGCACUAAUCAAGCACAAUUUCUCGCUGCUCUUGAAUACUCCGAACUUUUGAAAAAAGCGCAAUCAACUGCAUCUUCUAGUGCAGAAGUUGGAUUGACACCAUUAAUCUUUGCUCAAAAAGACGCAUCAGCAUCGUCGUCUUCUGCUGUACUACUUGAUAAAUUCGAUAUAAAUCAACAACAAACACCUUCUUCUGCAAUAUCAUCAUCUCAAGAUUCGCCGUCUUCAGCUGCAUCUCACUCAGAAUCACUUCAAAGUCCAUUAACUUUGAGUCAAAUCUUAAAAGGACAGUUCGCAUCUUCAGGGGAAUCACAAUCGACUAAUAACCAACGAAAACAAUUGGAAACAUUUGGACAAAGUCCAUUCAAUCCCUCUCGAUCAGCUUCAUCUCCAAAGGUAAAUGUUCAAGGUAACCAGGAUGAUUCCUCGUCUCAAGCAGCUCAACGAAGAUCACAGGAUCAAAAACAAGUGAAUUUAUCUCAAUCAGAAUCAACAAGUUCGAGCUCAUCCUCAUCCUCGUCUUCAUCUCAAAUCCAAUCAGUUCUAACUGCAGAUCAACCUCAAGCAAUUGAAUCAUCAAAAUCAAAAAUAAAUAGCAAACAAUCAGAACAAGAUGAAACUUUAGCACUUGAAAAGAAAUUAAAUAAUCAACAAUUAGAAAGUUCAUCAUCAGCUGAGGCUAAAUAUCGAAUCAAAUCAGCGCAUGAAGGUCAAGCCACGACUCACCAUCGAACCAGUCAAUCCUUGAUGAAUCUACUAAAUGCUUUACGAAAUCAAUUAAAAGUAACCAAUCAACAAUUAACUGGCGAUCAAACAGAAGACUUGAUAAUUUUACAAUUAAGACGAGAAAUAUCACAAUCGAGCACAAUUGAACAGCUACAAAGAAUAUACAGAAUAAUGAUUAUUCAGCCACCAGAAAUUCAACAAGCAAUUAAAUUACAAAUGAUUUUGAAAGCGGUUCAAUUACAACAAUCGCACAAUGAACAAUCAACAGCCGAGGAAAUUGAUUCAGUUCAAAGGCUAAUUCUAAGUCUCAUCGAACAUGAUGAAUUCAUGGAACAUGGAACUGGACUUUUGGAAGAGAUCACAUCAGGAGUGGAAAGUGUGGUCAGUGAUAUUAUCGGAUGAUAAUCGAUAAUAACAAUUAACUCUAAUUGGAAAACUCCAAUGGUCAACCUAUUGAAAGAAAAAGAGAAAAAAAAUUCCCGAACAAUUUAAAAUACAAAAUUGAAACGAAACAAUCAAAUUAUAUUAAUCAUAUUCUAACCAUAUAAUGGAAACAUAAAUAAACAUUAAAAAUCUGAUUAAAUGUUGAUUCCAAAUUCAUGGUGAUUAAAGUUAAUCGUUGAACAAUUAAGAUUGGAAAUAAUAAAAAACAUUCAAUUUUAAUGUUAAUCAAUGUUAAUUUGAUUUAGGAACUGGUUGUUAAUAACAUUCAGACUCAUUUAAUUUAGUCCCGCUGGGAAAUUGUAAGUUUGAUUGAAAAUAAUUCUGUUUGUUAAUUGUUAUGAUUUAAGCCCAACAGUCAAAAGGCUGGAUUGUUGUUAAUUGUUGAUAAUAAACGAAUAAUUUUUUUCUCUCUUUGUUAA